AGAGAAAAGCAAAUACAUCAAUGAUUUUCGUAAUGCAGUUUAUAUACAUGACUCAUGUUUAUUCUGUUUUAUAAUUUACACGUUCCUAUUGUAAAUGACGAAAUUUAAGUACAAUAUUUAUUACAAAUAUCGAAUAUAUCGAGUUAAACAAACUUCGAUUGGAGUCUCCGUAUGGCGCCUAUGAUUUUAACUUUUAUCAGGAUUACUAUCUAUUAUUAAUUUGUUGUUCCUCUUUAUUGGACUUUUUUUAUUUUCCAAUAAUAGUAAUAAUGAUAAUUACCCUGAUAUAAACAUAAUAUUUUGAUUAAAUAUAUUAUUACGAGGAGUUUUACCAACCAUAAGUAUGUAAAGAGUACUUGGAAAGAUAUCUCAUUGACAACUAUAAUGGAAAUAACAAUAAACGGAAUUGGAUGGUUUUUGUCAAUGAAAUGAAACUAUUUUCAAGCAAAGCAAUGAACAAUAUUUCUGGUCAAUUUCGUAAGACCACAUGGGAUCCUACUCUUAUAGUAUCUCAAAUAGUGGCGGUGCAAUCCGUCAUGUAUUUUUUUCUUGGAAUAUGGAUUUGGAUUAUAGCAUCGCUUUUAGGCUCAACGAAUUCUUUGGACUAUGCAUUUCAAUACAAGGAAAUACACAUUCGUAAUUUUGGAGGACAAUUAGUAAUAGUAAUUUUUAUUUUAAACGCAUUGGUAGGUGCUAUGGCUUUAUGGUGGUUAGUACAGAGAACAAAACAGUGUAUGGACUUUGCGUGUACAGCUCAUUUGAUACACUUGUGUUGUUGUUGGGCAUACAAUGCUAGUUUUCCAACGUCGUUCAGUUGGUGGAGUUUAAACAUCGUUUCGUUAAGUAUAAUGUGUGUAUGUGGAGAAUUUCUUUGUAUGAGAACAGAAUUGCAAGCAAUACCGCUCGGUAUGAAUAAUCAAAAAACAGCCUUGUAAUAAAGAAAUGUAUAUAUAUUAACUAAUGAAUUUGUUAGUCAAUAAUAUGAGAAUACAAUAAUUUUCUUUAA
This is a messenger RNA of Polistes canadensis, 1006 nucleotides long. It is a transcript of the gene Sys1, whose product is annotated as protein SYS1 homolog. The record is from RefSeq and is a predicted model, not a curated record. The transcript is spliced from 2 exons. Gene Ontology annotation, biological process: Golgi to plasma membrane protein transport; protein localization to Golgi apparatus; Golgi to endosome transport. Lineage: Eukaryota; Metazoa; Arthropoda; Insecta; Hymenoptera; Vespidae. The coding region runs from base 411 to 935 and encodes 174 amino acids. Gene Ontology annotation, cellular component: trans-Golgi network; Golgi membrane.